ACUACACUAAACAUCAUGUCAUUUUCUAUCUUGUCCUUCCAUGAUUAACCAUUAUCAACCAACCAUUAAGUCACUUGUUGAUUUCCUAGUGAGUAUAGUAGAAGUAUACUACUAUUGGGUAAUUCCAGGAAAUUUAUUCUACUUUAAUCAUUUUUCAUUUGUUUACGAAAACUCCAAACAUUCCCUCUCUUUUUCCCUCCCUCCAUUUCCGUUUUUCCGUCUACCAAUAACUCUGGAGCAUCACACUUCGCUCUAUCAGUAUCUGUUGUUAAAAAUGCCGGACAAUCAACUUGCUCAUACCUUGAGAUCCCAUGGCGCGCAAUUGGCUAGAAUACAUAUGCUCGAUUGGUUAAUUCUUUUCCUUUUAAUGGCAAUCGACAUUGUCCUCAAUGUUAUCGAGCCAUUUCAUCGUUUUGUAGGAAAAAACAUGAUGGAAGAUCUCAUGUAUCCUUUGAAAGGGAAUACCGUUCCUUUUUGGGCUGUUCCGUUCAUAGCAAUUUUAUUGCCCUUUUGUGUCAUUCUUAUAUGCUACUUCAUUCGGAAGGAUGUCUAUGAUUUCCAUCAUGCAACUCUUGGUCUGUUAUUUUCUGUGCUUAUAACUUCUGUGAUAACUGAUGCAAUCAAAGAUGGAGUUGGUAGACCUCGUCCAGAUUUCUUUUGGCGUUGUUUCCCUGACGGAAAAGGGGUUUUUCAUAAUGUCACAGGAGAUGUAUUGUGCACUGGUUUUAAGAAUGUUAUCAAAGAAGGCCAUAAAAGUUUUCCUAGUGGGCAUACUUCAUGGUCAUUUGCAGGGCUUAGUUUCCUGUCAUGGUACUUGUCAGGGAAAAUUAGGUGUUUUGAUCGAAGAGGGCAUGUUGCGAAACUUUGCAUUGUUUUUUCACCGAUACUUGUCGCUGCGAUGGUGGGAGUUUCUCGUGUUGAUGAUUACUGGCACCAUUGGCAAGAUGUCUUUGCAGGAGGUCUGAUAGGUUUAUUGGUUGCUUCAUUCUGUUACUUGCAGUUUUUUCCAGCACCAUAUCAUACUAAUGGUUGGGGUCCCCAUGCUUACUUUCACAUGCUGGAAGAAUUAAGAAAUGGCGCGCAGCCUUCAAGUUCCAAUGUAGGUACGCUUGCCCUUCGUUCUACGCAUUUGGAAAGUGCACGAGUCGAAACACAUUAUGAUUCAGAGAGGUCGGAACUUGGUCAUCAUCGGUGAGAUCAAGGCCCAUCAUGGCUUUACCCUCUUUGUGUACAUUGUGUAAAAUACACUUCAGAAGAAAAUUUGAAAUAUAUAGCUAAAAUUAUCAAAAAAAAAAACAUACAUUAAGCUAUGUUUCAACUUAUUUUCAAAUAUAAGUGUCUAAUUCUCAAACUUGAGGUAUGGAUUCUAUUCGCACUUACUAACUGCGAACAAAGAGUUUGAUUCAAAAAAAAGCCAAAGGAGCAGUACGCACUUACUAACUGGGAACAGAGUUGUUAGCUUUUUUUUUGACUAAAUAUCCUGUUCGCUUGGUUGAUUGUUUUUUUUACCAGUUUGCCUCUGUUCACAGUUACUAACUGUGAAUAGAACUGAACCUUACAUUUGAAAAUAAAUUGAAAUAUAGCUUAAUGUAUGUUUUUUUUUUUUUUUUUUUUAUAAUUUUACUUAUUUAUUUCAAAAAUUCCUUUAGAAGUGGGUGCUUGUUCAAGUUAUGAGACUUGAGUUUUAUGUACUUAGUAUAAUGUUAAUGAGUUCAUUCUAACAUAGAUUUCCUAUCAUGAUUUAGGAGAAUUGUUUUGGUUUUAAUUUCUAUAGUGUUGGCCACAAUGUGCAAAAGGUGGGGGAUUGGGAAUCAUGUGUUUGAAAAUGUUUCAAACACUAUUUACGAGUAAUACUUUGACUUCACCAUUUACGAGUAUUAUUUAGAUUUUUACAAUGACUUACUUGUAAUGGAAAAUAAAAUAGUAAAAUAGUCUCGUUUUUUUUGACAUAGAGACUAAAAAAUUAGUUAUAAUGAAUUAAAGUAGUGAAAUAUUUUAAAAUAAAAGAAAAAAUAGAAUAAGAAUGGUUGGAUCAUAUUUUAAAAUAAAAUUUGAGCAAUUUUUUGCAUAAACUAAAAUGCAAAAGGGAGUAAAAUAUGUGAGGCAUAGGAGUAAAAUUUUGUUAGAUUUGUCGGUAGUUUUAAUGUAUUAAAUUUUUUUUUAUAGUUUUUACUUUAGCAUAUUUA
Amaranthus tricolor (Joseph's coat) is the source of this 2186-nucleotide messenger RNA. RefSeq names its product lipid phosphate phosphatase 2-like. Gene Ontology annotation, molecular function: phosphatidate phosphatase activity. The transcript is spliced from 8 exons. Lineage: Eukaryota; Viridiplantae; Streptophyta; Magnoliopsida; Caryophyllales; Amaranthaceae. The coding region runs from base 41 to 1195 and encodes 384 amino acids. The record is from RefSeq and is a predicted model, not a curated record. Gene Ontology annotation, biological process: phospholipid metabolic process.